AAACCGAAAGGAGUGUAAAUAUACAAAACCGGCACAAUCUGGAAGAUUGCACGUAACAUGGAUACCGGGCUCACAAAAGGUAGGAGCUCCUUUGGGAUGAAUAUGUCAGAAACAAAUACCAGUCUCCGUGUGGACAUUGCAGACAUUGCAGUGGUUGUUGUCUACUUUAUCGUCGUCAUGGUGAUUGGAAUCUGGUCAUCAGUGCGAGCCAAUCGCUCCACUGUGGGGGGGUACUUCUUGGCUGGACGUUCAAUGACAUGGUGGCCUAUUGGGGCCUCUUUGAUGUCCAGUAAUGUUGGAAGCGGUUUGUUUAUUGGUCUCGCAGGAACAGGAGCUGCUGGAGGUAUUGCUGUUGGGGGAUUUGAGUGGAAUGCAGCAUGGGCUCUGGUGGCUCUAGGUUGGAUUUUUAUCCCUGUUUAUAUCGCUGCUGGUGUGGUAACCAUGCCUGAAUAUCUGGCCAAACGUUUUGGAGGCCGCAGGAUACGCUUAUACAUGUCUGUUCUGUCACUUAUACUCUACAUCUUCACCAAGAUAUCAACAGAUAUCUUUUCAGGUGCUUUGUUCAUCCAGGUGUCAUUUGGCUGGAAUCUCUACCUUUCUACAGGCAUCCUGCUUUUGGUUACUGCUGCUUACACUGUGGCAGGUGGUUUGGCAGCAGUCAUCUACACUGAUGCACUCCAAACUGUGAUCAUGGUUGGGGGUGCCUUUUCAUUAAUGUUCAUAGCUUUUUCCAAGGUUGGCUGGUAUGAAGGCCUUGUGGAUCGCUACAUGUCAAGUGUUCCCUCUGUGAUAGUUGCUAACACUACCUGCCACAUUCCCCGGAAUGAUGCAUUUCACAUGUUCAGAGAUCCUGUGACAGGGGAUUUACCCUGGCCAGGUCUAGUUUUUGGGCUUACUGUACUGGCUACAUGGUGCUGGUGCACAGAUCAGGUUAUAGUCCAGAGGUCUCUGUCAGCCAAAUCUUUGUCUCAUGCUAAAGCAGGCAGUGUUUUGGGAGCCUACCUCAAGGUGCUGCCCAUGUUCUUCAUUGUGAUGCCUGGCAUGAUAAGCCGAGCGCUGUUCCCAAAUGAGGUUGGUUGUGUGGAUCCAGCACUGUGUCAGAGUAUAUGUGGAGCCUCAGUCGGCUGCUCUAAUAUUGCUUACCCUAAACUAGUGGUAGAACUAAUGCCUGUGGGUCUCCGUGGCCUCAUGCUGGCUGUAAUUUUAGCUGCACUGAUGUCCUCUCUGACCUCCAUUUUUAACAGCAGCUCCACCCUGUUCACUAUGGACCUCUAUCACAGAGCCAGGCCAAGAGCUUCUGAGAAGGAGCUCAUGGUUGUUGGAAGGAUUUUCAUCCUUGUCUUGAUGUGUAUUAGUCUGUUAUGGAUUCCAAUUAUCCAGACAGCUAAUAGUGGACAGCUGUUCGAAUAUAUCCAGUCUGUGACCAGCUUUCUAGCACCACCCAUUACUGCUGUUUUCCUAAUGGCAAUCUUCUGGCCUCGUGCCAAUGAGAAGGGUGCAUUCUGGGGUCUGAUGUUUGGCCUGGUGGUUGGACUGAUCCGCAUGGUUCUGGAGUUCUCCUAUAUGCCUCCUUCCUGUGGUCAGACUGAUCACAGGCCUUCUGUCCUGAAAGAUGUGCAUUACCUUUACUUCGCUCUCAUACUGAUGGUCCUCACCUGCCUUGUAAUUGUUGCUGUCAGCUUGGCAACUCCCCCUGUACCCAAAGAACAUCUGUACAGGCUGACCUGGUGGUCAAGACACAGCCUUGAGCCACGGAUUGAUCUCACAGAUCCCCAGAUGCCUCCUGACUCAAUGAACUCGGUCAGUUCUGACACUGACAGCUUGCCUCAGCCAACCUGGAAGAGAACUCUUAUGUGGCUCUGUGGUCUGAGCGGAUUGACCUCUCAGUCUGCACCUCCAGUGACUGAAAACAAUAAUGUCAACUUUCUAGAAGAGAAGCCAGUUUGGAGAAAAAUCUGCAAUAUAAACGCUCUGUUACUACUGACCAUGAAUGUGUUUCUCUGGGGAUAUUUUGCAUAAUAUAGAGAUGUCUUCAAAACUUUUAGACUUUUUUUUUACAACAUGAGGGUAAAAGGUAGAACAUUUUAAAUAAUUUGGGAACCAAAAAUUGAAUUGGCACAAACACAUGAUAAUCAAAUAUUAAUUAACUAAUUAUUUAAAUAUGAUUUAGAAAUUUCCUAUAUUAAAUUUGUUUUCAGUUAAUAUGAUCUAUUUCUCAAUUUUAAGGAAGUCACAUGGAACUUUAACUUUAUAAAUCACCAAGUUGUUAUUAAUUUGUUCUUCAAAUUAAUAACAAAUUAAUCCCCAACAUGUCUACAUAAUAUUUUGUAAUUUCAUUAAUAAAUUUGGUGAAGUGUUGUCUCAUAUCACAGUCAAAUGGUGCCAUGAAGUAGAAGCUAUCAAACUGUUAAUAAAAAGUGUGAAAUGGCCACUAUAAGACAUCCAUGGUAAUAACCAGUGCCAUUUCUUCAACUUUCCUUUAAAUUUUUUCCACCACAAAAUAUCUACUUAUCUUUGCCCAAUAGGUAGGUGCUUUAUCCCGUCCUGUUUCUCCCUGUUAUUUGUGCUGGCAAUUGAGCUGCUGGCU
Messenger RNA from Melanotaenia boesemani (Boeseman's rainbowfish), 2587 nucleotides. RefSeq names its product solute carrier family 5 member 9 (gene slc5a9). The record is from RefSeq and is a predicted model, not a curated record. Gene Ontology annotation, biological process: transmembrane transport. Bases 58 to 2019 code for a protein of 653 amino acids. Gene Ontology annotation, cellular component: plasma membrane. Gene Ontology annotation, molecular function: D-glucose:sodium symporter activity. The transcript is spliced from 14 exons. NCBI's taxonomy places the organism in Eukaryota, Metazoa, Chordata, Actinopteri, Atheriniformes, Melanotaeniidae.